UUUGCCCCAAAGUAAAAUACCAACUUUACCAAUUUACCCCCUGAUUGGCGAUUUUUGUGAAUCAGACUUAUUGACAAGUAUUUACUCGUAUAAUCGUGCCACAAGCAGUCGCCUGAAUUUACAAACCACAGUAUAAAAUCGGCGGCGACUUCUUCAAACUCCGGCUACUUUUUCGGCAAUGGAAGCACCCCAAAACCUAAUUAUUGAAGAUGGUUUCUCAGCAGAGAAACUUUUUAAUCAGGGGUAUUCAUAUACCUAUGAUGAUGUUAUCUUUCUCCCUCAUUAUAUUGAUUUCGCAACGGAUUCGGUUCAGCUUCAUACCAAGCUUACCAGAAACAUUUCUCUAUCUAUCCCUUGUGUCUCCUCUCCUAUGGACACUGUCACUGAGUCUUACAUGGCGGUAGCUAUGGCGUCCCUUGGUGGGAUUGGUAUCUUACAUUCCAACAAUACCCCCUCUGAGCAAUUUGCUCUUCUUCAGUCUGCCAAGUCCCGUCGUAUCCCUUUUGUUUCUGAUUUUGAGGUUAAGUCUCCCUCGGAUGUGAUUGAGUCGGAGGGUGAUUUUGGUUACGCGAGUCUGAUUUUGGUUACUGAGACGGGGAGCAGGAAAUCAAGGGUUUUGGGGUAUGUACUGAAGUCUGAUUGGGUAGACUUGAAGAAUAAGGAUGGUAAAGUUUGUGAUUAUAUGUCGAAAUUGGAUUUUUCUGUGCCAAGUAGCUAUCAGUUGGACCAAAUUGCUGGGUUUUUGGGAGAGAAAGGGGUUAAAUUGGUGCCAACUGUGAGAGAGAGUGAUGGGGAAGUUGUCGAUUUGGUGGCAUUGGAGGAUAUAGAGAGGAUUCAAGAAUUUCCAAAGAGAGGUUUGCCGUCGUUGACACCUAAUGGGGAUUUCUUGGUGGGAGCUGCAAUAGGGACCAGAGAAUCAGAUAAAGAGAGGUUGGAAUAUUUGGUCAAGGGCGGUGUUGAUGCAGUGGUGUUGGAUAGUUCUCAAGGGAAUUCUACUUAUCAGUUGGAUAUGAUUAAGUAUAUAAAAAAGACAUACCCAGAAUUGGAUGUCAUUGGAGGGAAUGUAGUGACUAAAUACCAAGCUCAAAACUUGAUUCAAGCCGGAGUUGAUGGGCUGAGAGUUGGUAUGGGAUCUGGGUCAAUUUGUACCACUCAGGAGGUCUGUGCUGUGGGUAGAGGACAGGCUACUGCUGUAUACAAAGUUUCAUCUAUUGCUUCACAAAGUGGUGUCCCUGUCAUUGCUGAUGGGGGCAUAUCAAACUCCGGACACAUUGUUAAAGCGUUGGUUCUUGGGGCUUCUACUGUGAUGAUGGGAAGCUAUCUUGCUGGUAGCAAUGAGGCUCCUGGUGCUUAUGUAGUUCAGGAUGGUCGUCGUCUUAAGAAAUAUCGAGGAAUGGGCUCUUUGGAAGCAAUGACAAAAGGAAGUGAUCAGCGAUAUCUUGGGGACAAGUCUAAGCUUAAAAUUGCGCAAGGUGUUGUUGGAGCUGUUGCAGACAAGGGUUCUGUUCUAAAGUUUGUUCCAUAUGCAAUGCAUGCAGUUAAACAAGGUUUCCAGGAUCUUGGUGCCUCCUCACUUCAGUCAGCCCAUGAUCUAUUGAGAUCAGAAGUAUUAAGACUGGAGGCUCGAACUGGUGCAGCACAAGCUGAAGGUGGGGUCCAUGGCCUAGUGUCUUAUGAGAAGAAGGCAUUUUAAUAUAAGCAUGCUGACAUAUGCCUAGGGAUGCAGUAUAUAAAUAUACACAACCGAGCUUUGACUUAUUGAUCAAAUUGUAUGCUUUAUCUUGCUCUUUGAUUCUGCUCUUUGUUUCUCCAUAUACAAAACUGAGCUUUGACAAUGAUCAGUGGUUUUUGAGAACCUAUUGUUGUAUCUUGUAUGUUUAUCACAACAAUCAAAAUUUAUGUUACUUGAAUCUCCUCAGCUCUUUUCACUCUCU
Molecule: messenger RNA, 1934 nt
Organism: Chenopodium quinoa (quinoa)
Lineage: Eukaryota; Viridiplantae; Streptophyta; Magnoliopsida; Caryophyllales; Amaranthaceae
Product: inosine-5'-monophosphate dehydrogenase 2-like
Exons: 5
Coding region: 179-1693 (504 amino acids)
Biological process (GO): GTP biosynthetic process
Cellular component (GO): cytoplasm
Molecular function (GO): IMP dehydrogenase activity
Source: RefSeq, a predicted model, not a curated record